Molecule: messenger RNA, 231 nt
Organism: Ilex paraguariensis (yerba mate)
Lineage: Eukaryota; Viridiplantae; Streptophyta; Magnoliopsida; Aquifoliales; Aquifoliaceae
Source: the annotation of a GenBank genome assembly
AUGAGCGGGGUAGGGGCAGGAGGCAUUAGGGUCUGGAGGAGGAGAGGGAAAGCAAGGGAUUGGGAAUUCAUGGAAUUGGAUGUUGGUGGUGGCGAGAGGGUCCCAACCUUGGACGCGAAGCUUGACUUGGCGGCUGUGGGUGGUGGGGGUUACGUAGUGGACUGGUAUGUUGUAGGCGGUUAUAAGGCGAGAGAAGUGGAGGAGCUGGUUGAGAUGGCCUUGAGCUGCUAG